ACGAAAUUUUUUUAAUUUUUGGACUUUUUUUCUCAAAAAGAAAGACAAACAGUAUUUUCCAAUUAUUUUUAAUUUGAAUUUAUAAAAAAAAAUGGCCGAUGUUAAGAAUGAAAAAAUUGAACUUACCGAGGGAAAAGGAGUUUUUCUAGUACAGUUUCUUUCGAUUUUAAGUGGUUACUUUAUGAUGUUAGAUUUGGGCGCACAAUCAGGAUGGCCCUCACCUGCAGUACCAUAUUUACAAAGUAAAAAUUCCAAUUUCUCGAUGUCGAAAGCAACAAGUGCUUGGCUAGUGUCAAUGAUCAAUAUUUCGGGAAUAAUUGGUGUGAUUGUCGCCACAAUUCUUAUGAAUCAAAUUGGUCGACGUUUGACACUAUUUCUAUUCACUCUCCUUCAAUUACUGGCAUGGAUUCUCACUUAUUUGGCUGAAAAUUAUUUUUGCCUAUUUCUCGCGAGAUUUGUCGUUGGUCUAAGUGCAGGUGCACCAUUUGUCGUAUUACCCGUUUACAUUGGUGAAAUAUCACAUAAAAACUAUCGUGGUACUCUACUGUCACUGGAUAAAUUAUUCUUGAGUAUUGGUACAUUUGUUAUCAAUGCUCUCGGUAUUUUGGAAUACAGAAUGAUGAAUAUGAUAAUGAUUGUGGUGCCGAUUUUUUCACUUUGUCUAUUUCCGUUGAUUACGGAGACACCUUAUUAUUUAUUGAUGAAGGAGAGGGAUGAUGAGGCGGUGGAGUGUUUGAUGAAAUUGUCGGGAGUGAAGAAACGGGAAUUGGUAAUGAAUGAUUUGAUGAGAAUGAAGGAGGCUGUUUUGGAGUGUAAAAAGUGUGAGAAGAACAGUAUUCGGGAGGUGUUUAGUGAUAGGGGGAGUCGAAGGAGUUUGAUUAGUUUUAUAAUUGCUGAAUUGACAUUUGUGUUUUCGGGUUUGAUUGCUAUUCAUGCGUAUGCACAGGAGAUUUUUAGUUACAGUGGAUCGUCAUUGAGACCUGUUUAUGCGUCGAUGAUUAUGUCGGGAGUGCAGAUUGUUGCCGGAUUACCGUCUUCGAGAUUUAGCGAUAAAUUGGGUAGAAGACCGAUUUAUUUGAUUUCGGGUUUAACGACGGCAUUCACACUGGGAAUGGUGGGUUUAUUUUUUUUCUUGAAGUAUUAUUUGUUGAUGAAUGUCUCGAAAAUUAGUUGGUUGCCAUUGGUGGGAUUGAUUUUUUAUCAGUUCACGUGUAAUAUUGGUUUGACGACGAUACCAUUUGUUUAUUCGGGUGAACUUUUUUCGAUUAAAGUUAAAGGUGUGGCUAUUAUGAUUUGUGCAAUUAUUGGCGCGAUUGGAUCGUUCACGACGAAAAUGAUGAUUCCGUUUGUUAAUGAUUUGGCUGGAAUUUAUACGACUUUUUGGAUUUUUGCGGGUGCUUGUGUUGUUGGACCGAUUUUGUUGGUUUGCACUACACCGGAAACUAAGGACAAGACACUUGAAGAGGUUUUGGAAUUGAUGAGAGAUGGGAGGAGGAAAAUUAAGAGGAAACAAUGUUUUGUUACUUAGAAAUUGUUUUUCAUUGAAUGGAAUUUAAAUGAUUCACUUGUUCUGGAGAUUAAUUGAACGGAUUUUUUUUUUCAAAAAUUACUGAAUGCGAUAAAAAUUUAAAACUGUAAAUUAAAUACCUACUUUCAACCUUUGUAAUUUAAUUUUUUGAUACGUGAUAAAAAUGUUAUCAAAAUUUGAAAAUGAAUGAAUUAAUGAAAACAUUAAAUGAGAAAUAAAUAUUAUUCAUUUGUCACAACCCCAGGAGCAUGAAAUUAAAUUUUUCGUUCUGAUACCAAAAAAUGAAAACCAUGAUCUGAGAAUAUUAAUUUAAGAAAUUAAUAAUUGGAUAUUUAAUUUUUAAUUAAGGGAAUAAAUUAUUGAAUG
Leptopilina heterotoma is the source of this 1894-nucleotide messenger RNA. Its product is annotated as facilitated trehalose transporter Tret1-like. Gene Ontology annotation, biological process: transmembrane transport. The transcript has 2 exons. Gene Ontology annotation, cellular component: membrane. Gene Ontology annotation, molecular function: transmembrane transporter activity. The coding region runs from base 92 to 1528 and encodes 478 amino acids. NCBI's taxonomy places the organism in Eukaryota, Metazoa, Arthropoda, Insecta, Hymenoptera, Figitidae. The record is from RefSeq and is a predicted model, not a curated record.